AGGUUUUGUGCUCCAAAAAGUGAAAAUUCAUCAUUAAAUUGGAUUCAAAUCAAAUGGCAAAUGGAUGAAAUCAUCGGGUUACUUUUGGGGAAUGGCCUAAUCCGAGCCAGAGGAAGAAGGAGAAGAAGAAUAAAUUAUCAACUACGAUUAUAUCGCCGGAAGAUCCGUGACAUGGUCAAUCCUUUCGAUAUCCCAGAAGGAGAAUUCAUCAGACUUUUCAGCAUUAUUCCCGAAAAUUUUUCAAUCUCCAUUCACACAUUGAGAUAUCAAACUUCAAUCAUGGCACGAAUGAAGGAUAUCCACAGAAGAGCAGCAUUGGAUUAUAUGAAGGAAAAUCCUGCUUUGGAGUUUGGUCUGAUAAAAGACUCGGCUUUUAAUUCGAAGGCGAAACUGGAGGCUUUAAAAGAUGGUUUGGCUGCUGCGAUAAACGCAGCAGACGGUGGAGUGAUGAGGAAGGAUGGAGAGCAAGCCAUGAGGUCUUGGAAAGAUUGGAAAAGAACUGUUACGACCAAGGCAGCGAAACUCAGACGACACGCUGGGGGUACAGGCGGAGGUGAUCCCCUUCUCGAGGAGCUGGAUGAGUUGGAGAGGGAAUUGCUGGAUUUGUUGGGACCUGAAUCCUAUGGCAUGCCCAAUAUUGAAGAGGGCGGCUUCCCAUCAUCGAGUCGUUCUUCUUUCGCUCGAGGCUAUGAACCUGCUCAAAAGAGGAUGCGUAUGGAGAACAACCGUACGGUGAAGACGGCCACAUGCACAUCUGGUGCCUACAAUAAAAAUCCACUGCACAGCUUUGUUAAAUCAUCCUUCCGUUCAGCAAAUGUAUUCAACACAAUUAAUCCAGCGAGACCUCCACCCAAUUAUCCCACCAAUGACGUCACUCAUUGUCCUUUGGACAAAUAUCAGCGCAGCUCAUUCCACACCUAUGGUGCGAAAGGUUCCUCCAGUCGUCCUAGUGAAAAUUCCUUGAGGCACAAUGGAAGGGACACUCACGACAAGAAUGGCUCAUCACAAGCACGAUAA
Molecule: messenger RNA, 1017 nt
Organism: Diachasma alloeum
Lineage: Eukaryota; Metazoa; Arthropoda; Insecta; Hymenoptera; Braconidae
Exons: 6
Coding region: 61-1017 (318 amino acids)
Source: RefSeq, a predicted model, not a curated record